UACACUACAUGAAUGCGAAUGAUGAGGCGCCGUCGAAUUUGGAGCCGAUCAACGCGGAAAAAGCGGACAAGAAUGAAGAAAGAAUGGUCGAGGAUGACUCAGCAGAAUCCCAGGCAAAGCCAGCUACCGAAACUACUCCUGAGGAUACGAAAGUGGUCGAAGAGAAAGCAGAGCUCAACUUAGAAUUCCAACCAACUCUCCACGAACGAUUCAUGCGAAUCAAACAACUGGUGAAAGAUGCGAUUGAAGCCCAUCACACGUUCAUGGUUUACGGAAAAGCUCGAGUAAUUCGCGAAUGCAUGCUGAGCAGAGGGUGGUGCGAAAAGUUCUUCAGGAAAAAUUCUAAUGGCGAUCAACACUUCAACGUGAAUGCAAGUCCUGUGAUACUGUUGGCUGGAAUCGGUGAUCUAAAAGAUCAACAAAGCGAACGUCUAUUAAUAUCGAGAAUGCUCGCAAAUCACACGGUUGAUUUUCUAUGGAACACAGGAUCAGAAUGGCCAGGAUGGCCGUCACAGGAUAACAAAACCACGAUUUUCAAUAGGUACUGUCGAGCAGGAUUCACAUCGAAGGUGGGCCUAUGUUCGAACGUUAGGCAAAUGCACUGGUACUACGAGGCAGGAGUGGCAAAUACCCUAUUUCCACGUUGUUACAAUCUGUGCCAAGGCGAUCAGAUGCACGCUUUCAUCGAGGAUUUUCGAUUCACAGCUUGUUUGAGUUUAUUAAAAUGGCUGGUUAACAAGAUAAAUACCGAAGGCGAGAACGCGGUCAGAUCUCCAACUGGCGCGGUGCCUCUGAAGGCAUUAGAGUUCGCGAUCAAACGAUGCAGCGACUACAUCAGUGCACAGUCCCACGAGGAUAUCGAUCAGGAAGCGGAAAGAGUAUGGACGCAUCAAUGGGACCAGUUUAUAAGUUGGUAUUAUCAGAUCGUUCACGGUCAAGCAUCCUUCAUUCGAAACAAUGUACCGCUCCAAAAAAUCUUCCUGGCAUCGAAGCAUAUCUUGAGAAAGAUGAAAAAAUAUUGGCCGCAACUCGAGAUGGAUGGAAUGAUGAACGUGUGGAUCAUGAAGCCAGGCAACAAGAGUCGUGGUCGAGGGAUCGUUUUAUUGAACAAAUUAGAAGAUGUGAUGGCAAAAAUGAACCCAUCGAAUAAAUCGGAUACUCGUUAUGUCGUACAAAAGUACAUUGAACGACCGCUGCUGAUACACAAUACGAAAUUCGAUAUUAGGCAAUGGUUCAUCGUUACCUGUGCUCAGCCUCUGACCUUUUGGAUAUACAAAGAGAGUUACUUGCGAUUUUGCUCCCAGAAAUUCAGUCUGACAGAUUUCCACGAGUCGAUUCACCUGUGCAAUCACGCGAUCCAAUGCAAGUACACGAAUUGCGGCGAUAGGGAUCCUGCAUUGCCCUCGGACAACAUGUGGGAUGUCAUGUCCUUCAAGCAGUUCCUCAAAUCUCAGGGACACGAGAGAGCAUGGGACGAGAUAAUUUACCCAGGGAUGAAGCAGGGCCUGGUCGGUUCGCUGUUGGCUAGCCAAGAGGCUAUGGAUCGUCGAAAAAACAGUUUCGAGUUGUACGGCGCAGAUUUCAUGGUCAUGGAGGAUUUCUCGGUUUGGUUGAUCGAAAUCAACAGUCAUCCUGACAUGAGUUACUCGAGCAAAGUUACAACGCGACUGUGUCGACAGGUUUUGGAGGAUACCAUAAAAGUGGUGAUCGAUUUUCGAGAAGACAAAAACGCGGAUACGGGUCAGUUCGAGUUGGCUUAUAAGCAGAGAAUACCUAGUUGUCAGCCUUAUCUCGGUGCAGCCCUGUCUCUUCAAGGAACUCGGAUUACAGUUUGUGGCAAAAAGCCUUUGAGUAACCAAGAGUCAAAAGUUAAUCUCGUAUCGAAAUCUCCUAUGACGUGUUUGACGAAGAAAAAAUCGACGGUGCAUAAUCAGAUCGGACCAGUGAUCGUAGAUCUGAUCGAGGAACUGGAAAUUCAGCUCGAUCAGGAAUUCUACGCUUAUUACAAAGUGGAAUCGCCUAAGCUGAGACAAGCACUGCCAGCGAGCGCACCGGCAAAACCCUUGAAAACGGCCGUAUUGAUCGAUAAGCAGGAAGCAACCGUGAAGAGUGCUCCUGUGAGCACCACGGUUGCUCAUUCUAAAGCGAAAACGCCUACGGUGGUUCAGAACAAUCAAGAUAAAAGUGGAAGCAAUCAGAAGAACGCGACACGAACACCAAGGAAAUCGCGCACUUUCACUGGAACAACGAACAACAAAGGAAACGCGUCUCCUACGAGACAGUCUUUGGUUUCGAAGAUUAUAGCUAUUCAGAAGCAAUCAACGAAGCUGGCGCCGAAAACGGACAAACCAUCGAAGCAAAACGAAGAAAAGAUCAUCAAGACAGUGAUGCGAGAUGCGAUCAAAAAAUACAAAAAGAACGCUGCUCUUUCCGGAACGUCGCCUGAAAGACCUGUGUUACCGUCCCCCUUAUCCACGCAUAGGAUAAAUCAUCCUGGGCAACAGAAAAAUCAUAACGCUCCAAGGAAACCUAGCCGUCAGAGGAAGAACAAAGUUCUAACAGACAUCACCGACAUGUAUGCCGUUGGUCUGAGGCUGACUAAGUGAUAGAAAAAGUCUUCGUA
Megachile rotundata (alfalfa leafcutting bee) is the source of this 2623-nucleotide messenger RNA. Its product is annotated as tubulin glycylase 3A-like. Gene Ontology annotation, cellular component: axoneme; microtubule cytoskeleton. The record is from RefSeq and is a predicted model, not a curated record. Lineage: Eukaryota; Metazoa; Arthropoda; Insecta; Hymenoptera; Megachilidae. Gene Ontology annotation, biological process: cilium assembly; cilium movement; protein polyglycylation. Gene Ontology annotation, molecular function: protein-glycine ligase activity, initiating.